AUGGGAGAGUCGCCGCCACCAACGCCGCCGCCGCCGGCGGCGCCGGCCAAGGUGUACUACGAGGGGUGCCCCGGGUGCGCCAUGGAGCGGAGGAAGGAGAGCAGCACGGGGACCCCGUACAAGGAGCUCUUCUUCGUCGGGAUCACCACCUUUGCAUCAUCUUUGCCGAUCACGUCGCUGUUCCCGUUUCUCUACUUCAUGAUACAAGACUUGCACGUUGCUCAAAGAGAAGAAGAUAUUGGAUUCUAUGCUGGAUUUCUUGGUGCAUCAUAUAUGGUUGGUAGAGGUUUCGCAUCGAUCUUUUGGGGCAUGGUUGCAGAUCGCAUCGGACGGAAGCCUGUAAUUGUAUUUUCACUUUUCACGGUCAUUGUGUUCAACACUUUAUUCGGAUUAAGUGUGAAAUAUUGGAUGGCUAUCACUACAAGGUUGCUUCUUGGUGCACUAAACGGAUUUCUAGCACCAAUCAAGGUCAAUACAGCAUGGGGAUUAGGCCUUAUAAUUGGCCCAGCAAUUGGGGGCUACCUUGCUCAGCCAGCCAAACAAUAUCCACACAUUUUCCAUGACAAGUCAACGUUUGGGAGGUUCCCAUAUCUUCUUCCAUGUCUUUGCAUAUCAAUUUUCGCAACAUUCGCCCUCAUAAGCUGCAUAUGGCUUCCGGAAACACUACACAAGCACGCCAAGUUUGAAAUGAGAGCUGAAACGGCUGAAGCUGGCACAACUCAGGAAAGUACAGAGUCACCUAAGAAGAGCUUAUGGAAAAAUUGGCCGUUGAUGUCGUCCAUUAUCACAUAUUGUGUCUUCUCCCUUCAUGACACUGCAUAUAGUGAGAUAUUUUCCCUGUGGACUGUAAGUGGUAGAAAAUAUGGUGGACUUAGCUUUUCAUCUAAGGAUGUCGGUCAAGUUCUUACAGUGGUAGGUGUCAGUCUUCUUGUAUACCAAAUCUUUGUUUAUCGUUGGCUCAAUAAUACACUAGGACCUGUAAACUCAACCCGCAUUGCAUCUGCCCUGUCUAUACCAAUUAUUGCUGCUUAUCCCUUUAUGACACGCUUGUCAGGAAUAAGACUUGGUCUGGCUCUCUAUAUUGCAGCAAUGAUUAAAAGCGUUCUCGCUCCACAAGGGCAAAGAGGUGCUGCGAAUGGAAUAGCCACAACAUUAAUGUCCUUGUUCAAGUCUGUUGCUCCAGCAGGGGCAGGUAUUCUAUUCUCGUGGGCACAGAAGCGCCAGCAUGCAGCGUUCUUUCCAGGUGAUCAGAUGGUGUUCCUUCUACUGAACGUGACAGAGGUCCUUGGGCUCUUGCUGACCUUCAAGCCUUUCCUGGCAGUCCCCCAACACUACAAUCAAGCAACAGAGAAGAAGCCUCCAUAUAACGAGUUCACGAUCGUCGGGGACAUUCGCACAUCUGCACACGGUAGCCUGCUGGUCUCUUCAUCCAUUGCUGAGACGAACGAGACCUCUGCGGACGUGCCGGCGUACGAGGCCAGCGGAGGCAAGGCAUGCGGGGCGUUCAGCAGCGCGGUGCAGAGCGUGCUGGCGGCGCACCAGGCGCCGCUGAGCAACCGGGAGCUCGUGGCGAAGGCCAGGGCGGUGCUGGAAGAGCAGGGGUUCGAGCAGCACCCGUGCCUCUACUGCACCGACGCCAACGCCGAGGCGCCGUUCCUUUCGCAGGACAAGAAGGAGGAGACAGCGGUGGGCGCGGCAAGCCCGGCCAUGUCGCCGGCGCUGCUGUAG
Messenger RNA from Triticum turgidum subsp. durum (durum wheat), 1728 nucleotides. The record is from the annotation of a GenBank genome assembly. NCBI's taxonomy places the organism in Eukaryota, Viridiplantae, Streptophyta, Magnoliopsida, Poales, Poaceae.